UUGUUUGGUUUGAAAGUGGGUCUUCCUUGGCUGCAUGCGCAGGGAGAUGGCAGCGUGCAGGAGGUUGCUGGGGCUGCUGGCUUUCUUGGCUGCCGGGGCUGCCGAUGACUCGCUGCUGAACGUGUGCAUGGAUGGCAAACAUCACAAGACGGAGCCUGGUAAAGAGGAUGCCCUGCAUGGGCAGUGCUCCCCAUGGAAAGAAAACGCUUGCUGCACAAAUAGCACGAGUCACGCCGCACACGACGACCAGUCCUACCUGUACAACUUUAACUGGAACCACUGCGGGAACAUGUCGCCUGAGUGUAAACGCCACUUCAUCCAGGACACCUGCCUCUACGAAUGCUCGCCCAACCUGGGGCCCUGGAUUAACAAGGUGGAUCAGACCUGGCGCAGAGAGAGGAUCCUGGAUGUCCCACUGUGCAAAGAAGACUGUGAGCAGUGGUGGAACGACUGUCGGAAUGAGAUGACGUGCAAGGAGAAUUGGCACGCGGGCUGGGACUGGUCCCAAGGGCAUAACCGGUGUCCCCAUGGGUCAGCGUGUAAGCGGCUGGAGUCUGUCUUUCCUACACCACGGGACCUGUGUGAGAAGAUCUGGAGCAACUCCUACAAAUACACCACCUUCACGAGGGGCAGCAAGCGCUGUAUCCAGAUGUGGUUUAACACAACGCAGGGCAACCCCAACGAGGAAGUGGCAAAGUACUAUGCCAAUGCCGGGGCAGUUCUCUCGCCCUGGACGCUCCUGGCCUCGCUCUUCUCUGCCCGCCUAGCAACCCUGCUGUGAACUUUGCAAGGGACUUCUCUGAUCCCUGAAGAGUUUUGACCCUGCAAAAUUGCCCUGGGAUUUCCAACUUCCUCCAUCGCGGUGAGAGUGCUCUUGUUCCAGGUUCCCACUAAAUAACACUUCCAGCUUCCCUGUAAGAAAGGUUUAUCUUCCGGGACUUCCUCCGAGCAUUGUUUCAGCUUCUGUUCAUUUCUGUCGCCUUGGCAAACUUGGGUCUGCUCACGGGGACAUGGAAAGAAGGUGCUGGUGGCCUCUAGUAAUGGGGGCGUUUGCAAUCC
Molecule: messenger RNA, 1059 nt
Organism: Lacerta agilis (Sand lizard)
Lineage: Eukaryota; Metazoa; Chordata; Lepidosauria; Squamata; Lacertidae
Product: folate receptor gamma-like
Exons: 5
Coding region: 35-781 (248 amino acids)
Cellular component (GO): external side of plasma membrane
Molecular function (GO): signaling receptor activity
Source: RefSeq, a predicted model, not a curated record